Colletes gigas is the source of this 1003-nucleotide messenger RNA. RefSeq lists its product as uncharacterized. The record is from RefSeq and is a predicted model, not a curated record. Lineage: Eukaryota; Metazoa; Arthropoda; Insecta; Hymenoptera; Colletidae. Bases 74 to 724 code for a protein of 216 amino acids. The transcript is spliced from 3 exons.
AUGGACGUUUGAAAUGUGCAAGUCGAUCGACGCUUUGCGAAAUAACGAAGGAAUUUGAUAUUAAAACUGUAUAAUGUGCUCAAAUUAUUUUGAGAAACUCGUAGUUCAAGCACGACAACUUGACGAUGGUAUCGAGAAAUUAAGUGAAACAUGGAAAUUGCCGCACGUUUUGGUUGGACGUUUUACAGGUUCUACCGAAGAAGCAAAUUCUCACAUUGAAGCAUUAUGGAACGACAUAAGAAAGACAGAGGAAGGAAUAGAAGAACUUUUGUCGAAGAGAAAUGGAUUCCAGUCACCCAAUUCAGUAUUUAUGGAAGAAUUUCUUCAAGAAACAAAGGAAACAUACCAAUCAUUAAAAGAACAAAGUGAUUUCCUAGAAUCUGUUUUAGCAGAACAUGGUUAUCAUUAUGAAAACAAUCCUUUAGACGAAAGUAAUUUAAAUAAUGACAUUUCUAAUCAGUGCCUACUGGAAGAAACCAAACAUUCAGAAGCUGCAGUUACUCCUAAUUUUAAUUCAAAUUAUGGAGUUAAGCAGAGACAACAAGAAACACCAGCAUCUAAUGGCAGUUAUACACCAUAUUCAAUUGCAACACACAUGACUAACAGCUCAGCAUUAUUUUCAGGAGAUACUUCUAUCCAUAGAGAUAAUUUGUACACCCCAUUUAAAGAACGUCCACAGGAAUCAGUUUAUUCUACUCACUUUUACAACUUACUAAAAAAAUGAAUCUAUAAAUUACGUAUUUUUCACCUUAUUCUAUGUAAGAUCUGUAUACAUAGAGUUCUAAGUAUUUUUGAUACCUAUUUUUGGACAUUUACUGAAUGUUUUUUAAUACAUAAGUAUUUUGUAUUUUUCUACAAUCUUUAAAUUAAGAUGAUCUUCAAGAGGCACAUAGGAAACUAUAAAUUUGUAAGACAUAAAGGAAUACUGAUGAAAAGAUAUAUAAAAGUCAUAUUUUCCGAACAGGUCUCAAAUUGUUUAUAUGCAAAUUCAUGAUAAGCAAAA